Messenger RNA from Fusarium sp. VM40, 2022 nucleotides. The record is from the annotation of a GenBank genome assembly. NCBI's taxonomy places the organism in Eukaryota, Fungi, Ascomycota, Sordariomycetes, Hypocreales, Nectriaceae.
AUGACCGAAAAACGAACCAUCCGGGGCACACCUGCACCCGAAGACGAGCCUGAUGUAAUCUCAUCCCUGCUCGAAAUUCAAAAAUGCCGAAUUCCGCAGCAAAAGAUGAGAUGGAUUGUUGAAAACCUCCAGUGUCUGGGUUCGGAACAAUCCAAGAAGAGAAAGCGUACCAGAGACGAAGUUGCGAAGCGUGAAACACCUCGUUGGUUCCGGGAAAAUAUCAAUGGCUUCAAGGAAACAGGCUUUGUUGCUCUUUCUUAUACCUGGGAACCUUCGGACCAUGAGCAGCAGGACCCGGAAGAGGAAAAGCAUCUGAUCGAGACAAGGCACGGUCUAGACGCUUGGCCCUCCUCAGUUCGAAACUCUGUUUUAGAAAGAAUUGCACGAUACAUGCAGUGCCACGGUGUCCCGCUCCUCUGGAUUGAUCGACAUAGCAUCCCGCAGAAGAGAAAGUGCAAAGCGGUAUGUCCACACGAAGACUGCAAGGAAAAGCGACACGCUCUCGAUGCAAUGGAUUGGAUUUACUCGCGCAGCGAUCACCCUGUUGCCCUCCUCGGCCGUCCUAUCCAAAGCGAGGAGGAGAUGGAAACUCUAUCAGACAUCUUGCGUGGUGCAAUGGUCAAACGGCAAGCCGGGGGGGCGUUAGCCAGCAAGGCAGAGUACAGCCAAGCACGAAAGAUGUUGGAUCUACUGUACGAAAUCACCAAAGACAAAUGGUGGAGAAGAGCUUGGACGUUCCAGGAGAACUACCGAGCCGGCAUGAAAAUGACGCUUCUUUUACAUCACGCCCCAGGUCUAGAAAAGGCGAAGCGCUCUCUACGCACUGGCAAUAAACCAACAUUUGGUGUAGUACCACGCGAGCUGAGCGUUCAGUCCGUCGAGUUUUCUAAGAGGGCUACAACGUUCUGUUUAGCAUUUAGGCGCCACCACUUCGUCACAAGCGAGGACGAAGAAAAGAUCAAGUAUAUCUUGAAUACUGCUGGAAGAUACAAGCUUCUGCUUCCAGCGUCAAGUUCCAUGUCAGGGAACAUUGUCUCUGACGUUCUGAAUAGAGAGGUCUCUGUGAGGUGGGAUUGUCUAUCCAUCAUCGCUAAUUGUUGUCAAUACGCAACUCGAUUAGACACGACGAGUCUCCAGCAGGGUGGGAAAGACGGCCCGAGUCUUGAAAUUUCGAUAUUGGCACUGCGUCUCCUGAACGGGGAGAUUCUCAAGAAUGAUGAGCCAUCUGAAGGAUUGGGAAGCAUCAUUGAGAAGAUAAAUGAUUUGUUCUUUGAUGAUUUCCAAGCUCCAGAGGUUGUGAAAAACAGGCUUACCUUUAACAAAAGCUGUCGCUUCUUUGAAGUCAAUUUCACUGAAACUGGUAUUGUGACAAGAGGUCAUCUUUGGAAGUUGGGCGAAACACUUAGAGCCCCUCGAUCAUCAACAAGAUUGUCACAGCCAACACAGAAGUGCGAAGGGCAGUUUUCAGACUACGAACGAACACGUCUCAGACAGUUGGCCGAGCUAGUUAGGGCGAAGAAGGGCAGGAAGCAUGCAGAGAUAUACGACGACAUGACAUAUUUCCUCGAGGAAGAUGCUACUAUUGUCGACGAGGAGGAAUCCUUCAGCCUGAGAUACCGAAGAUUGAUGGCCAGAGAAGUAGUGAGGGCCAUGGAUGCAGACCAACCAUUGUCUCUUGGCUAUCUCUGCGACGAGUCAGGCGCGCCUACAACUGCGCGAGCAAUCUUCGUCCGUGACCCAAGGUUUGAUGAAGCGGAUUCGUUCUUGGGCCACGACGAUAAUGGACUUGAGCAUGUUUUUACAUCCCUUUGGUGUGAACAAGAACCUGAUGAAGAGUAUCUCGCAAAUGAUCUGGAUCAUCAUGUAUCUCUUGGUGUUCGCCUCUCCGAUGGUGAUUAUCCUGGGACAAUACGAUUGUAUAGCAAAGAGUGGGUUCUUGGGCUUUGCUUCUUCACAGGUGCUGCAACGUAUGAUGUGUUAUUCCCCUGGCCUAAACUUCUGACAGAAGGAAGCGAUGAGUGA